UCCAGGUUUUAGUUUUGACUGUAUGUUGAAAUAUACCAAAGUCAAACUAGAAUUACUAUCAGAUUUUGACACCCACUUAUUUUUUGAAAAUUCAAUCCGCGGUGGCCUCACACAAGCAAAAAUGAGGUAUGCUAAAGCUAAUAAUGAAAAAACCCAAGAUUAUGACCCAACAAAGUCAAAAUCAUGGAUAGUUUACCAAGAUUGUAACAAUUUGUACGGAUGGACAAUGUCACAGCACAUGCCAUACGGUGACUUUAAAUGGGUGGAGCCUAAGUUAGACGGAUUAGAUGCUUUGACGCCGACGUCAGAUAUAGGCAGAGUGUAUGAGGUAGACAUAUCAUACCCUAAUGAACUCCAUGACUUACACAACGAUCUUCCAUUUUUACCUGAGAACAAAAUUCCUCCUGGUUCAAAAGUGAAAAAACUUAUGGCGACACUUCAUUCAAAAAAAAAUUACGUAAUCCAUUAUCGAAACCUGCAGCAAGCCAUAACAAAUGGUUUAAUUGUAGAAAAAGUACACAGAGUUUUAGAGUUCAAACAAUCGGAUUGGCUUGCAAAAUACAUUAAAUUAAAUACCGAAAUGAGGAAGAACGCGAAGAAUGAAUUCGAAAAAGAGUGGAAAUAUACAAACAGUAUAUCCGGCCCUGUGUCGCUAAAAAUAUUAAAGUCGCGUACCUUUCCAACUUUUAUAUUAUGA
Molecule: messenger RNA, 697 nt
Organism: Myzus persicae (green peach aphid)
Lineage: Eukaryota; Metazoa; Arthropoda; Insecta; Hemiptera; Aphididae
Exons: 1
Coding region: 23-697 (224 amino acids)
Biological process (GO): DNA replication
Molecular function (GO): DNA-directed DNA polymerase activity; nucleotide binding; DNA binding
Source: RefSeq, a predicted model, not a curated record